CAGUAGGGAAAAGCGGUUGGUUAGUGUGCACUGAGUAGGCGGAGGCUGUUCUUUUCUUUCUCCAGAAGCUUCUCUCCGUUUGCCGGUAACACCGCCUCAACCUGCCGCCAAGAUGAUGGGCCGCCCGGUGCUCGUGCUCAGUCAGAACAUGAAGAGAGAGUCUGGCAGGAAGGUCCAGGCUGGGAACAUCAAUGCAGCCAAGACCAUCGCUGACGUUAUCCGGACCUGCCUCGGCCCAAGAGCGAUGAUGAAGAUGCUGAUGGAUCCGAUGGGUGGCAUCGUGAUGACCAAUGACGGGAACGCCAUUCUCAGAGAGAUCCAGGUGCAGCACCCAGCAGCCAAGUCCAUGAUUGAGAUCAGCCGCACACAAGACGAGGAAGUUGGGGAUGGGACCACGUCCGUUAUCAUCUUGGCCGGCGAGAUGUUGUCUGUUGCUGAGCAGUUUUUGGAGCAGCAGAUGCACCCAACAGUGGUUAUCAGCGCCUACCGCAAAGCUUUGGAUGAUAUGAUCGCUGCUCUUAAGGAGCUUAGCACACCUGUUGAUGUGAACGACAGAGAAAUGAUGUUGAAGAUCAUUAACAGCGCUGUGAGUACCAAGGCGAUAAGACGCUGGGCAGACCUCGCCUGUAACAUCGCCCUGGACGCCGUGAAAACCGUGGAGUUCGAGGAAAAUGGGAGAAAGGAGAUUGACAUCAAGAAGUACGCCAAAGUAGAGAAGAUUCCCGGAGGGAUCAUUGAAGAAUCCGAGGUCCUGCGUGGUGUCAUGGUGAACAAAGAUGUCACUCACCCCAAAAUGCGUCGGUACAUCAAGAACCCACGCAUCGUUCUCUUGGAUUGUUCUCUAGAGUAUAAGAAAGGAGAGAGCCAGACCGAGAUUGAAAUAACCCGGGAGGAGGACUUUACCCGCAUCCUGCAGAUGGAGGAGGAAUAUAUCCAGCAGAUCUGUGAGGACAUCAUCCGCCUCAAGCCGGACCUUGUGAUCACAGAGAAGGGGAUCUCUGAUCUUGCUCAACAUUACCUGGUAAAAGCCAACAUCACAGCCAUUCGCCGAGUACGGAAGACGGACAACAACAGAAUAGCCAGGGCCUGCGGGGCUCGUAUCGCCAGCCGUACGGACGAGCUGCAUGAUGAGGACGUGGGCACAGGGGCUGGUCUCUUUGAAAUCAAGAAGAUCGGUGAUGAGUAUUUCACCUUCAUAACGGAGUGCAAGGACCCCAAAGCAUGCACCAUUAUUCUGCGCGGGGCCAGCAAGGAAAUUCUGGCGGAGGUAGAACGCAACCUGCAGGACGCCAUGCAGGUGUGCCGCAACGUGAUGAUCGAUCCUUACCUGGUUCCCGGUGGCGGCGCCGCGGAGAUGACGGUGGCUCACAUCCUCACAGAGAAGUCUAAGAGCAUGACCGGCGUGGAGCAAUGGCCGUACCGUGCUGUGGCCCACGCGCUUGAGGUCAUUCCUAGGACACUCAUACAGAACUGCGGGGCCAGCACCAUCCGUGUGCUGACCUCUCUGAGGGCUAAGCACACCCAGGAGGGCUGCCAGAGCUGGGGCGUGGAUGGCGAGGCGGGGGUGAUCGUGGACACCAAGGAGCUGGGAAUAUGGGACCCGCUGGCCGUCAAACUGCAAACCUACAAAACUGCGGUAGAGACUGCCAUUCUGCUGCUCCGUAUCGACGACAUCGUGUCCGGUCAGAAGAAGAAGGGCGAAGACCACGGCCGGCCCGGCCCGGAGCCGGCACCCCAGGAAUGAGAGCGCCGGGGACACGAGACCGGAUUGCACCGAAGUCUCAGCCGGAAGCAGACGCAGCACUUGGAACAGCUGUCCCUCAUGCUGAUGGAGAUUUGUCUGUCCUCAUCCCCUAUACUGUAACCAGAAGGGGGGCAGCGUUUUGUAUUUAUUACUGUCUCAGGAGGGGGCCGGAGAAACCUUUAGGAGGAGCCGUUACUUGUAAUGCCACUCGGCGCUAAAUAAAAAUUCAUUUGGAAACCAAA
Molecule: messenger RNA, 1986 nt
Organism: Spea bombifrons (plains spadefoot toad)
Lineage: Eukaryota; Metazoa; Chordata; Amphibia; Anura; Pelobatidae
Gene: CCT3
Product: chaperonin containing TCP1 subunit 3
Exons: 14
Coding region: 113-1744 (543 amino acids)
Biological process (GO): protein folding
Cellular component (GO): chaperonin-containing T-complex
Molecular function (GO): ATP-dependent protein folding chaperone; ATP hydrolysis activity; ATP binding
Source: RefSeq, a predicted model, not a curated record